AUGGUGCCUUCACCCCCGGGGAAAUACACAAAGCUUGAGCAGCUGGAGUCGGAUCUGGAUGCAGAGGAUAACCAAAACAAGCCGCUAGUGGGCCUGGAAAACGCCGAAUCUUCUCUGGUGACAGAAUACGAGGAUGCCGGUUCGCCCCCAGGUUCGCCUAUAUUCGUGCAAGAUGCAGCGGAAGGCAGUUCGGCAAAUCUAAGAGAACCUGAAACAGAGCCCUCCCGGUCGUCCGAUUUGGAGGAGCAGCGGCUGCCGGACCACGUCCGCUUGUCUCCAUCGCAGAGGUUCAAGAAUGUCUUACACUACAUGUUUCCCGUCAAGCAGACAUACCAGAGACUCAAUAACGGUUUGACCACCGGACGCCUUCAGGCCAACGUGCCGGGUCGCUUUGUCGGCCAGGGAACCGACGGUGUGUUCAGAAACCUCAUGGCCAAGCCUGAUACCCAGGCGGAGCUCAACACUCAAGAACAGCACCCACCCACAUACGACGAGGCUGCUGCAGACAGCACGCCCGAAUACUGGGAAACCACGAUGAUCAGCCCCAUGUACGAAAACGAAGUGUUUGUCCAGGGCUUGCCGGUGGGCAACUUGGCCAACUUCGUAUGGAACGCCCUUGUCACUGUGGCUUUCCAGCUCGUGGGCUUCAUUCUUUGCUACCUCCUCCACACGUCGCACGCUGCCAAGCAGGGCACCAGAGCCGGCUUGGGCCUCAUGAUCCUUAUGUUUGGCUGGGACAGAAUUCCCUCCAACUUUGGCCGCGCCGACCAGAUCCCGGUCCGCUACGAGCCUGAAGACCCUAAUAUGAUAGAUAUCACAAAGUCGCUGUCGAUCAAGGCCGGCAGCAAAGUGGACGAGUUCCACCUGUCGCUUUUCAACAAGCUGGACUUUGCCAAGUUGGAGAACACCAAGACGCCCUACUUUGCAUACGGGCUCAUAGCAUUCGGCAUUUUCAUCAUGCUCAAGGCGCUGUUUGACUACUUCAAAGUAAAGCAGAAAGAGAGACGCAUCUUGGCUCCACAGGGUCUGUCGGAGGUCAACACCACAACCGAACCAGCGAAUUCCCAGGAGGAGUGA
This is a messenger RNA of Candidozyma duobushaemuli, 1077 nucleotides long. RefSeq lists its product as uncharacterized. The transcript has a single exon. The record is from RefSeq and is a predicted model, not a curated record. Gene Ontology annotation, cellular component: perinuclear region of cytoplasm; endoplasmic reticulum; Golgi apparatus. Bases 1 to 1077 code for a protein of 358 amino acids. Gene Ontology annotation, biological process: ubiquitin-dependent protein catabolic process; metal ion transport; positive regulation of protein ubiquitination. Lineage: Eukaryota; Fungi; Ascomycota; Pichiomycetes; Serinales; Metschnikowiaceae.